UGAUUGCGCAUAGUGUUAUUGUUUUGUGGAAAAAAACAGUGAAACUUGAAUAAAUCUUGCUUAAAAACUAUAUUAAUUACUAUUAGUCUUAUUAUUUAUUUUCAAAAUUUUGUUUUACAAGUGUAAUAUGUCAGUCUUCAGUGUGGUGUUAUUGUUUGUUGUGAGCCACGGCCUGCAUGAAGCUGGCUGUGACGACGCAAGCCCGCUGUGAAACAACUCGUAGUGGUUAUUUGCGUAUUGGCCACACCGGGGAGAAGGCGCCACGUGUGGGCCUGCGUACAACCGGGGGCGGGCGCUCUGCGCCGCCCCACAACGGCAUAUAUACCCUCCAGAUGGUUUAUUGACAUCGGGAAAAACUAAGCAUGAUGUAGGAUUCGAUCCGCACAUCAUCGCACCGGAUCCAAUCGCAUCAGACGCUUAUAUCGAUGACAUUUAUGCAGAAGACCUGUUCCCGUUGACUACGUUCGAAGGGCUAAACACGAUGAAUACGGGGGAAGAUGAACCAUCAACUGGUUUAAAUGGAAGACUGCGACCACGUAAAUCCAACCAUAGCCCCCAAUCCAACCAAAUAUCCCGUAAAUCUGAAAAUAAGACCUUACUGGAUAAGCCUAAAAGAACAACUAAUUUGAAAAUAUUGCCUAACAAAACAGAUGAUCUCGUGAACAAGUCUGACAAUACAAUUCCAAAACAUUUUUGCCCCUACUGUGACAAAACAUUUAUUUCUAAACAAACUGCUUUGAAGCAUGUUCAUCUCAUCCACAUUUCUUCUUCAAAACAAGACUUCUUUUUUGAUUGUCUUUUCUGCAAUCAUGUCGAGCACAAUUCAAAUAUUAUACGCCACAUGGUGGACAGUCAUCCAAAUCAAUAUUUUGCUUGUCUGGAUUGUCAUACUAGAUUUCCGUCGACGUCAGAUGUGGCACAACAUAAACUUAACGUAUGCGAAAAACAAAAGCUUUCUUAUCGUAGUAAACUACGACAGAAGUCACUGGAGAGUAAGAAGUCCAAAAAGUUAUCAAAAUCAGAUGCCACGAAGUCGAUUCUCAGCGAUAAAAAAGAUUUUGCCGAAAGCUUCAAUGGAAUAGUUAUUUCGUGCGAACUUAAACCAACUAAAGUACAUGAUGACGCUGAUAUAGAGGAUAACAUAACAACGAAUUUAAUAUUACCUUCAAACAAAGGAAUAAGUCAUAAAGCAGUAAUGGAGAAAAACGCAAUUAUCGUUUUAGAUGACAUACAAUGGAAUAAACGUAUUCCAUCCAACUUUUCUUUUCAUAACACCGACGCUGAUCAAAUUUUAACUAGAUUGGGGGUGGUGCAUAGAUCGCCUAGGACUGGCGAGUCUACAAAAAAAGAAUGGACAAAACCGUCUGAAAAUGGUACACACAAGUUUGAGAAAUGUUUUGACACAAGCUUUUACAUGCAAGUCACCAGUAACGUUCAAGAAAAUUUAUUAAAACAUCUUGACGGAUCGUUUAAUGAUAAUCCUGAACCUGAUUCAAUUAUUAAAACAAGGAAAUCUAAGGAUUGUGUUCCCAUCAAUACAGCAGAAGGUUUCCCUAUUCUUCUUGCUGGCGAACAAUAUUCUCGUAACCUAUUGGAUGGUUUUGUGCCGCGAGCAAUAGCACCAAAACACAAAUGGAAAUGGGAUAGCGCGGAUAAUGGUAGAGCUAUUCUAAAUAUGGACCAAUUAAAACGUGAUUCGCACCUUAAUAACUGCAUUAUAACAUAUGUAUCUAAUUUAGAUAUUUGGACCCAAUUAUGCAUGAGAAAAAAAUUCGAAGAUAAAUUUAGUAGCUUACCAUUGGAAAAAAAGACUGAGAAGCGAAAUACUAUCAGCAAGGAAUUGAAAGAAAUACUCGAAAGCAAAGAAAUACCAACAUCAUCUACACAAGGCUUUAAGAAUUUUGGCAAACCAACUUCUAGCGAAGGAUUUCAUUUUCCCGCUAUGUUAGGUCUAACUCCAACCAUACAACCUUUUGUUUUACCACCAGCGGUUCUCAGUGGUGAAUCGGUUCGGCCUCGGUGCUAUGUGUGUUGCGCUUGUGGCGCACAAACACAUGAUUCUCGAGCGCUUUCUUCUCAUAUUUCAACGGAGCAUCCUAAUGCACAAAUCGAACAUUAUGAAAUUGUCGGGGAACCUUUAUUGAAUGCGGAUAUCUUCAAACAUUUGUAUGUGCCACCUAGUCAGAUAUUUAACCGAACUCGUCCUCAGAGAGGAUUUCGAGAGUGCACAAAAUGCAAAAAAUCUGUAACCCUUGAAGAUUUGCACCAACAUAUGUUAGAUUGCGCAGGCGACACACCAACGGUGCGCAGGAAAUGCCGCUAUCGGCCAUUUGGCGUCCGCAAACGUCGUCCACGUCUUCCUGAUAAUAGAAUACGUAAGAAAAUGCGAAAAGACAUUCGAACAGGACAGAGAAACGAUAAAAAUAUUUUGAGGCCUAGGCCUAAAACGAGGUCGGAAGUAGGUGACGCUGAAACUAUCCGUAAAAUGUUAGCUGAUCUACCAGCAAAGCGACAUAGAGUUACGGUCAAUCCAUUGAACUCAUUUCCGAGGAGGAAGUAUGAUCGCAAACGUAAUAAAAUAAUGACUAAAAAACAUUCAUUGGAUCAAAAAUAUAUGAACAUUGACAAAGUAUCUGAUAAAAAAAUUAUCUCAUCACGAUCUACUACAGAUUCAAAAGAUUCUGGAUUCAAUAAUGAUGAUGACGAUGAAGAUGACAAUUUGCCUUUGAGACCCAAAACAAGGGAUUCAUCAAUCAAUAGUAACAGUAAUCACAAAAAAGAUUCUUUAAAGAAAAAGGCUAUCUUGAAUCGCCCUAAAAGAAAACCUAACAAGGAAUUGAAAUUAGUAAUUGAAAAUGGAACAGAGUCUCUUAGCGGAUGUAUCGAGAGUACCGAACCUGACAAAAUCUCAUUAGACAAUACACCAAAUCGAGUGGAUCUAAAUAGUGAUCCACAAAAAGUCAGAGGGCAUUCAAAUCGUGAAGGAUCAAAUAAUAGAGAAAGCCAACAAUCAGGCAGUAGCGGACCGAGUGGCAAUUCAAAUAAUUCAAAUGCGCCAACCCAAAACGUUCCUCUUAAACAUUCAAUUGCCAGUUUGACGGCUGAUUCUGAGACUCAUGACAAAGCUGUUCAAUUUCAUCGCCUUUUUCUUGUUCAACAAGAAUGUAAUAACGGAGAUGAACAUCACUUCCCGUCUGAUCCUCAUAUAUUAUUUGAAAAUCAAGCUGUGGUUACUAAGCUUGAUAAACCUCCUUUACAUUUUAAUCAAAACCGCGCAUCCGAUUUUCAAUAUUCUCGAAAAAAUAAGUUAAGUAAGCCGCGUAAAGGAUUAAAUGACUGUAUUGCAAUGUUAAAGAACAAAUUGACGCCUAAUAUUGAUAGUGACAUACCUGGGCAUGUUUCAGUUCAAUGCGGCAGUGAUGAGCCGAUAGAGCUAGAACCAAUUUAUAUAGAACAAGGAUUUCACUUUAUUGGCUCAAAACAUGGGCACAUAAAUAAAGAAAUAUCACAGCCACAUAUUUCUGCGGAUGAUAAACCGUCGAAAACUAGUGAUGGUAAUGACUAUAAAAAUUCGCAUGAAUCUAUAAUUGAUGUUAUUUGCCCUGAUAAAGAUAAGGUGCCAAACUAUCAUAUCCAAGAUCGUUUAUCCGACCAAUGCCAAGAUAAAAUCAAACCCAGGGAAAAUAACGCUCCAAAUGAUGUUGUGAUUCCGCCUUCUCAAUUGGCGCUCCUACCUCCGCCAAGGAACACGGUAAUUCACAAGUCGCCAAAAAUGUCAGGGAAUCAAAUGCAACAAGAAGAGGAAAAAAUGAUUUCGAAUUCACAAAUACCUAAAAGUAAUAAAAACAUAGAUCAGAAUGGUAAGGCUCCUGAAAUACCUUCCAUGAUGUCAAAAGAUAUUUUGAAAACAAUUAUUAGACCAGGUGUUCGAAACUCCCAAUAUUGUAAUGCAGUUACUAAAAAAGAUGCUUUGGUUGACUUUACAAGGAACAAUAACCUGACAAAUUUAACACCAAGCAAUGACUUGAUUCCUUUAGAUUUAAAUUUAGCUAAAAAUUUAACAAAAUCACAGAAUCAAUACGUAUCAACCAAAAGAACAGAGUGGAAUAAACGAACAGGAAAGAACACUGUGGAACAAAACGGUGAAUCCUCACGUAAAAUAAACCUCCAACAUGCUUCAGACAAAUAUAAUGACAUUCCGCUUAAAAUCCUUCCAGCGCACACGAGUGCCAGUUUUGAACCAUUGUCACCAGCUCCAUUAGAUUUAUCCGGAAAAUCAGUUUCGGCAGAUACAUUACAGAAUUCUUCACGUCAGGAUCGACACACUUUAAUCAUGAAUAGGUAUGAUGAUUAUGAAACUUUAGAUCUGUCUAAUAAAAAUACGGAUGAUAACGAAACACUUGAGAAUUCAACUGUCGUGGAAGAUGUAUCUUUGGAUGUCGUAGUAGAUUUAAGCAUUAAACAAACUCCACAAUCUUCCAGUCAAUCAAGUCCCACAAAUUUGUCCACUAAAUCUCCUGAAAAUAAUGAGAAUUUAACGGGUACGGCAUACGACAAAAUACACGAAGAUUUCCCUACUGAUUUGUCAUUGAGAAAACGAGCAAGGGCAUCAUCCAUAAAUAUACUUCCACAAGAGUGUGUUGCUAUUGACUACAUACAAGAUCUCUCCAAUCAUAAACCCGUUCAUAAAGGAAAGCGUGAAGAAAAUUUGAAUGUACUUGAUCAUAUAAAUAAUGAAACACCGAGAGAUUUGUCAAACAAAGGGUUAGAGGAUAAUUCUAUUGUAACAAAUUUACUUACAAAUGAAACAGAUUCUCGAGAGUUGAAUGUUGUAUCAAAUACCCUUGAAGCAUCAGAAAAACAUGAAAAUGGAAACAUUGUUUACGAUAAUACAGCUGAGUCUCUCUUAAGUAAUUCAAAUGAAGAUAUAAACUUAAACGUUCCAAAAAGUGAUUCUAACUACAUUUUACCUUCGACAAACACUGAAACGACAAUUUCACAUAGCCAAAAUAAACUAUCUCCUUUUAAGGAUAAUAUGAACGAUGUUAACUCUCCGGAUAUAAAUGAAACGAUCGGUAGUGGAAAUUUGCCGCAGUCUAAUACUGAGCCUAGUAAUAUUGGCGAAAGAAAUGAAACAAUAAAUAGUCAAUCUUCACAACAGCCCUUUAUCGAGACGAUUUGUUUUAUAGUGCCAAAAGAUCAGUUGCCUUACGAAAUUGAAAAUUCUACAUUAAACAUUACCAUAACGACUAAUGGUGAUUCUAUGCCUCUUUACCAGUCAUUAAAUUGUAAUGGCACAACACAAGAAGCAAGAAAUAACCCAGAAAGUACAACGUCAACAAGAUACAGUUUGGAAAAUGUCUCCGUGCCCAUAAGUACUUCCGAUCUGGAUGAAACCAAUUUUUCUAAUAAUCCCGAGGAAAAGAUUUCUAGUUCUACAUCUGUUUACAAUGAAGUUGAGACUGAUAGGGACGAUAAGAUUAAUUAUAAUCCCAAUAAUGGAAUUGAUGUAAAUAAAAAUGAAAAAUCUUUGAUUUUAAGAAACAAUAAUUCGGCUGAAACAAACAGGAUUGCAGAAUAUACUUCUGAACUCUCCACUGCAACGCCUGAUAAAAAAUAUGACUUGACAAAAGAAAUUAUUAAUUGUGAGACAGAACAGGAUACAGAAACCGCUAGAAAAAUUGCAAUGCUGCCUCAAGAACUAGUUGAAAUUCUAGGAACAAUGCCUAUUGACCAUCGAAAUCAACUAUUGAACGUGUUACCCCAAUAUGUUUCUACUUCUGCUUCAACUACCGGGACUGAAACAAGAAAAUGUCUCAUAAAAAAGCAGCAGGCCUUAUCCAAGGAACGUAGUUAUGAUGAAAGGCUGUCAGACAUAAAAAAUGUUACUCGAGCUGACGAAUCAGAUAAAACUUUAUACCCUACGUCUACAGUACUUUCUCCUGAAUCAGUUCCCCAAUCUGUCAUUCUUAAAGCUCCAGUUGUUUUAAACGAAAAUUACCAAAAAACAUCCAAAACCCGUGAACAUGAAUAUUCAUCGACAUUUACAAUUAAAAGAAAUUCAACACCCGUUCACAAACGACAACCAAAAUUAGUUACGUUUGAAGAUGAGGCAAAUGUCGUUAUAGACUUAACACACGAUGAAAAUGUUCAAGAAGUAAAAGAAGACAUACAAAUAAUUGAAAGCCACGUAGUGCCUUUAAGUCAUGAUUUUGAUAAAAAUCAGAACAUAGAUACUUCCCUUGAACUACUAAAACAAAAAGGAAGUAAUGAUCAGACUGCGAAUUUAAGAGCAGUUCGAAUAAAAACUACUUAUGAAAGAAAUAAACUAAUACCAUUGGAAGGAAGCUUGGAAUACAAAAGCUUUUAUAAAAACACUAAUGACAAGGACCAAAUUAUAGAGAUUUCUGGAUAUGAAGAUGUAAACGCUGAAAAUAACGGAAUCAAAACUUAUAAUGAGGAUCUUAGAAUAGCUGCAGAUAGAAUUGAAAUUCCGUUAUUGCAAUGUAUUGAUUCCAAUAAAUCUUUCGACCACUUAAAUGAAAGCAUAACGUUAAGUGGGCCUUUAAAUGUCAAUGAAAGCAUUUUAGUAAAUUCAACAGUUAUACUUACGCCGAUUUCAAACAAAGAAAAUUCUAUUGUACUCCCAGACAUAACAUUUGAAAGAGAUACAAAUAGGCAGUCCAAUGAUUUGUCAAAUUCUAUGGACGAAGAAAUAACUUUAUUGGAUACUACCGAUGCACAUGACAAUAGUAUGCAAAUAAUUCCGAUAAACGGAGACGCCCUUCCUACUCCCCCAAAAGUUUCUAAAGAAAAGGUUACAAUUGGCGAUGAAGAUUCUGAAGACGAUGUAACAUUAGCGGUAAUUGUAAAAAAGAAACAACAAAUGCAAUUACCAGCAUCUUGUGAUAACAUACCGCUCUUAGAUGUGAAGUGUACUAUGACAAGCAAUAACAACGUUAAACAAGAUAAGAAAACAACAAAAUCUGUUUUAAAAGACAAGGGUAGCAAACAAUUACCGAACAAACACCUAGGUGCUGAGAGCUUACUCUCUGCUACUUUUGAUGACAUUGACAAUUUGGCCACUGUAGAAUCGGAAAUGAGGAACGGCAAACAUCGGAGCAACAGCAACAUUUUGAAUACUUGUAAAAAUAGCUCUAUUGAAAUGGUAGUGUCAAAUUGUAAAUUAACAAAAAAUAUUAGAAGUCGUCGUGUCUCUUCUAAAUUUUCAAAAGCAAUAAAUCAAAGAAAUAAAAAUGGCUCAAUUAUUUCACAUAAAAAAGGAGGUAACAUGACCAUUAAAACAAAAGAUUUGCAAAAAGUAUAUAAAGAAGAUACACUUAAUAUUCAUACGGUUGUCAAUGGUUCUACACUUAAAUUAGACACUAAAGAUUGUAUUGACAAAACAAAACUAACCCAAAUAAGCCAACAGACAUCGAAAGAAAGCAUUCAGAAAUUAAAAGGUAAACGUGGCAAGCCUAGAAAGAAAAAAUGUUUUGUCCGUAACUGUAUUCUCCAUAGUUACAUGGGUAAUCUUUAUCGAAAAUCAUUAUACAAUUCUAAACAACGUAUUGCACCGCAUCUACAAGCCGUCUGUACUGGAGUUCCUAUUUCAAAAAUUAAAGAAUUAACUCGCCUUAAACAAAAAAGAAACAAACAAAGUUCUGAAAUCAUAAAAUCACAACAAACCUCAAUAGGAAUUGAGAAAAUUAACCCUUUACCUUUGCGAAGAAGCCGACGUGGCAAAUCUAUGUUUGUAGAUAAUAAUAGUGCUCAAUCUUAUGUUUCUCAUCAAAAUGAUAAACCAUCUGAACAAAAAGUGCCUCUUACUAAAAAGCAACUUAUAUUUUCUAAGUUACUAUUGGACGAAGAAAGAAUAUUGCACCCUCAAACAGAUGAAGUGAUUGCAAAGGCACCAGUUAUUCUUAUAAAGGAUGUGAGUUUAAGCGGCCAUACUUUGUCUUCUAUAUCACAAAGUAACAAAAAUACCAAUGCAUCUGAACAAUCGACUGUCAAUUCUCUGAUUCAAGAUAAAAGAUCAAAAAGAAAGAAAUCUCCUCAAUCAAAGCAAAAAUACAAAAAAUUGAAAUCUGUUGAUGGUGAUACAGAAGACAAUACAUUGUCUACUAUCAAUAUAGAAAUUCAGAAAGGUAAAACGGAAAAACAGAUUAGUCAAGAAGAUGAAUUAUUUCUAUCACAAAAUGCCCUGUCUACUUCUUUAAUUACAGAACAAAAUAAAAACAAUGUAGAAUCUAUUACUAAUGGUAUCUGUGCAAUGCAUACAGUUUUUUCUGAAAAAAGAAAAAUAUGUACGUCAACAAGUGCCGAAAUUAACCGCGAAUCAGAAUCUAAAAAAUCAAAACUAACUGACGAUGAUGGAACCGAAAAUAAAAAGCUUGAACACGUAAAACAGAAUGUUGUCGAAAAUUGGAGAAAGAGCAGAAAUGAUGCAGAAACAAAAAAUACAACUUGUUACAACAGUCAUACUGCGAUGAGACGAACUAGAUCAAAGUCUGUAGUUGUUAAGUCCAGUACUUCUUUAUAUGAUCCUUAUGAUAUAGAUUUAGAGGAUAUGGCUGAAAAAGAUGAACCUUUUGGGAGAUUACUAACGUCAAAUAAAGCUUUCAGCAAGUCAGGUUUUAUAAAAGAUCAAGCAGUCAAAAAGAUAAAUAAGAAUGAAACGUCUGUUGGCGUUAAUACCGAGCCAAUUAUCGAGGAAAAUAAAGAUUUGAUACCGACAAAAAAAUUAAAUGAGGCUUACUCAAAAGAAGAUACAAGUGAUUCAGAUGAUUCUGCUAAAAGCGACGUACCAUUACAAAAAUAUGUCGAAGAAAGAGAAAAGAAAAAGUCUAGACAUAAUAGUACUACAGAUGCGAACAGUUCGGCUCAAGAUUCACAAAAAAAGAAAAAAGAAACGCAGAUCGUAGCAAGCACAAGCAAUGAACAACAAAGUAGAAAUGAUCAGUUUAUGGAAAGUUUUGGGUUUUUCUCUGAAAGAAAACCUAGAAAAUCAAAUUUGAUUGCCGCUAAAAAGAUUUCCGAAACAUUCAAUGCCAUUGAAGCCGAUGACACAAAUGAUGACGAAAAAGUCCAACCAUCUAGCAAACAACAACCAGAAACUACCAAGCCCAAUGACGAUGAAAAUGACUCUGCGGAACCCACACAAGCAGUUACCAAAAAACCUGCAAAACGAGGACGUAAAAAAGCAAUUAAACCCGUUACUAAAUUUUGUGUGAUUUGUAAUAAAGAUUUUAAACGUCCUGAUAACUAUUUGCGACAUCAAAUUACAUUAUUACAUAUUUCCAAGUUAUCAGAAAUUGAAAUGAAAGUUAAAACAACUCCUGUAUUUGAAGAGCCGAAUUACCUUAUACCUUAUAAGCAACAGCUUGACCACCUAAAAAUGAUAGGUAUGACGAAAAAGAAGAGAAGUGCCAAACCUCCUUCGAAAGCACCCUUGCCAACUUUAGGUGAAAUACUGGCUAAAGUAAAUAAAAAAGUAAGAAAUCAACAGUUAUCGCGUCGCAAUCUAAGCCGAGAUGAAGCACUGUUUAUCGAUUGCUGCGAAUUACUACAAGAAUCUCACAAACCAGAGUUAUCCAAUAACACUGAACAGAUAACUACAAUAAUAUCCACUACUAUUGAACAAACACCCGUAGUAUCUAAUAAUCCUGAGCAUGUUACAACAGUGCCUAGUAGUGCAGAACAAGUUAUAAUAUCCAAUAGUAAUGACGAAGCUGUAACAUCCCAAAAUAAUGAACAAGUAAUACUAUUAAAUGAGGUGAAUACCGUAGUGACAGAACGGGCUCAAGUAAUAGAAAGCGAUAAGGAGAAUAACACAAUUAGUGAAGAAUAUGAAUUAAGAAGUGAUGGUGAUGUAGAUUCAAUUACAGCAAAAAAUAUUCUUGAAAGUGAAGAAGUACGAAACUUGGAAAAUGAUUUGCUAUCAGGUUUAAAGGAAGCAGCAGCACAAUCGCUCGCACAUGCAUCUAGUAAUUUCGUUAUUCAACAAACUUUAAGUGGGAUUCAAUCAGAUCAAAAUGAGACAGAGCAAGAAGCUUCAUCAAGUCCUGUACUUGUUAAUAAAAAUUGUGAAAACAUUGAGUGUCAUGAGGUAGUAUCAGAACCACCUAAAAAAAUUCCCAAACCUAGGAGAAAACAAGAAGUUACAGACAGUAUGUACCCGAAUGUAUUUGAAGAUAUAAACAUGUUUGAAGACAAAUUUGACAAAAUCAAAAGAAAAUGCCGGUCGCAAGCUGCUGCAGCUAAACAUGCUCAACCUGUAGUAGAACCCAUUACAAGCCAAAAGGGGAAGAAGAAGUCAGAAAACAAAAAAGGAAAUGAACCUUCUAAAGAAGAUCCCUGUCAUGCUAUACCGACCAAAGGAGCGUUAAAAGGUUUUGAUGGAUUAAAGGUAUCCACACCUACUUCAGGUAUUAACACAUCAGCCAUUAUCCCACCUUCGGAAAAUACAUCAAAAGGAAAAAAGAAAAACAAUUCCAGAAACCAUAAAGAUAGAGUAGAAAUUGUAACUCAAUCAAAACCAAAUCAAGAUCAUAGACUAAAAACAACACAGACUCAGAAAAUAGACGUCUAUGAAUUUAUGGAUAGUGAAGAUACUGAAUUAUUUGAUUUUAGGCCUUCAACUCUAAUGGAAAGAUUUAAAAAUAAUAGUAACAGAGAUAUGCCAAAUACCUCUAAAUUUGUCUCAACGACUGAAGAAGUUUCCUGUGAGAGUGGAUCCGAUGGAGAUGACUUUGUAUACGAUGAUUACGUUUGUAGCGACGAUGAGACUGAAAACAGUAUAAUGUCGUGCGAAUUAGGAAACAGCAAAACAGGAAUUGAAACUAAGAGUAAAAGUAAUUCACCUCUAAAACGAAAAGAUGCCGUGGAAAAAAGUGCUGUUAUGGGUAAAAUAUUUAAACAUAACGCUGUUCGUACAGAAAGAAAAAAUAUUCAGAUUGUUGACAAUGCUAGACCACAAGCUAAUUUAGAUCAAUUAUUUGAUAGCUUACUUGUUGCUGAGCCUGGGGUACCGUCAUUAAACACUAAAUUACCAAAGAAAGAGUCAAGGGAACAAGAUUCUACACCUUCGACGAGACAUGAAUCUAAAUCAUCUAAGAAACAUGGGCAUUCUAAAAGACACGAAUCUUCUAAGAAACAUGAAAUAUCUAAGAAACAUGAUACUUCUAAACAUCAUGACUCUUUUAAGAAACAUGAAGCUUCAAAAAAGUACGAAUUAUCAAAAAUACAUGAAUCUUGCAAGAUCGAGGAAUUUUCUAAGAAACAUGAGUCUUCUCAUAAAUAUGAUUCUUCUAAGAAACACGUAUCUUCUAAGAAACAUACAUCUCCUAAGAAACACGCAUCCUCUAAAAAACACGAAUCUUCUAAAAAACACGGAUAUUCUAGAAAGCAUGAAUCUUCUAAGAAACAUCAAUAUUCUAAAACACAGGAGACUCCGAAAAAACAUGAAACUUCUAAGGAAUAUCAAUCUACCUCUCAUAGGAAACAUCAAUCUGCAUCAGGUUAUGAUGAAGUGUUUCAACGAAAAGAUGAAGAUGAAUCUCCUAGUAAGCACGGUGUUAAAAUGUCGAAACAAUAUUCUGGAAAAAGUAAUGCCUCUGCCUCCUACGACACUACAAACAUUGAUGUCUAUAAUGAUGGAAAUAUUAAUUCUGUUCAUCUAAUUUUCAAUUGUAAGCCUUCAACCUCAAAGGAUUACAAUUAUGAGUCAGUACAAGAAAUUGGUCAAUCAUCGCCCAAAAAACAUAUUUCUCACAAACGUACCAAGUCCUCUUUAAAUGAAUAUCAUUCAUCAACCCCUAAAAGCUUGGGAGUACUUCGUUCUUGUAAAGAAAGUUUCCAUCAACCCACAAACAUCUAUUUGAACGUCAGGUCAGAGAGGCGUUCACGAGAAAUUACAUCAUCUAACCGUGACUCAAUCAUUGUACAUAACAGAGAUAGCGGUCCUUCUGACCUAUACACUAAUCACUUUGGAAGAUAUACAAGAAAUAGAUCGACAACACCUGAGAUAGAAGAAGAUAACGACUCUAAUUCAGAUAUUAUGGAUACACUUGAUGAAGCAACAUCUGACGAUGCAGGAGUUGCCCGACAAAGAGCACGUAGGAAAUGUACAGUUGGCAAACAGAAUGUUUUAGCAGAGACGUGGAGUUCAGAAUCAGAGCCCGAAAGUGGACCACCACGUCCUAAUAGUGCCGAAUCUGAGGCAUCAGGAGGUGUUCGAAAAAAAGUAAAGAAGAAAAGAGAUGGACCAUAUGGAAACCGUAGGGGUGUAAGCCGUCAAAUGCCAAUUUUGAGGCAAGACUUGGAAAGCAGAGUAGCUUUGUUCAAGCGCACCACAACCAGUUCUACCGGAAGAGGUAUCCAAGGAAGUAGCAGCGGCGCAGGCCCAAGUUCCGCGCCUGUAACAAGUAUAGUCCCUUCUUCGUCCGUCGCUGGAGGAUCAGCGGGUCCGUCUGGAUCGAGUCGUUCGCAUCACUCGCGUUCUGCAACUUCCUUGUGGUCGACAGAAGGGGACGAAGAACAAGAGCAUCAUCAACAGCAUGGAUGGAUUGUGGGCGUCAGCCAUAAAAAGCUGGUAACUAUGUUAGCACACGCUAAGGGACGCAAGCGAAACCAUGAUGAUAAGCGUCAUAAUGUUGAGUAGGGAUUUUUGAUUUCUAUGGUUAUUAUCUUGUAAAUAUGAUGUACAUAAAUGCCCUAGUUCUUUAUUAAAGUCACUAUGACACUUUGA
Papilio machaon (common yellow swallowtail) is the source of this 12751-nucleotide messenger RNA. RefSeq lists its product as uncharacterized. Gene Ontology annotation, biological process: regulation of transcription by RNA polymerase II. Lineage: Eukaryota; Metazoa; Arthropoda; Insecta; Lepidoptera; Papilionidae. Bases 482 to 12664 code for a protein of 4060 amino acids. The record is from RefSeq and is a predicted model, not a curated record. Gene Ontology annotation, molecular function: DNA-binding transcription factor activity; RNA polymerase II cis-regulatory region sequence-specific DNA binding. The transcript is spliced from 7 exons.